Messenger RNA from Polistes canadensis, 2182 nucleotides. Its product is annotated as probable ATP-dependent RNA helicase DDX55 homolog. The transcript has 7 exons. Gene Ontology annotation, molecular function: RNA helicase activity; ATP binding; nucleic acid binding. NCBI's taxonomy places the organism in Eukaryota, Metazoa, Arthropoda, Insecta, Hymenoptera, Vespidae. Gene Ontology annotation, cellular component: nucleolus. The record is from RefSeq and is a predicted model, not a curated record. Bases 187 to 1959 code for a protein of 590 amino acids.
UAUUGUAUUUUGAGGAAUUUAUCGACUCUCGCGCCAGUUUAGUAUAACGAUACUAACCGCUACUAACGCUGAAACGAUCGAACAUAACCUUUAAGUAAAUAUCUUUAUAUUUAACUUUCGGUAGUUUCUUAUACGUAACAUUGAAUUAACAUAAAACAUUAUCGCGAAAGUACUUACAGAGUAAAUAUGGAAACGGAAAAUUGGAAAGAGUUAGAUGUUGCUUUGAGUAAGCCUGUAUUAGAAACGCUCGAAGAAUUGAAAUUUAAAACUAUGACUCCUGUUCAAGCAGCCUGUAUACCUCUCCUUUUAAAAGGGAAAGACGUUGCUGCAGAAGCAGUAACGGGUAGCGGCAAGACGCUUGCUUUUCUUAUUCCUCUAUUGGAAAUAUUACAAAGACGGCCUGACAAAUGGAAAAGUACAGAAAUAGGAGCUGUAAUAAUAACGCCGACCAGAGAAUUAGCUGUUCAAAUCAGCGAAGUAUUGGCCAAUUUCUUAAACAAACUUUUAUUAUUAAAACAAGUAAUACUUGUUGGUGGUACAACUAUUAACGAAGAUAUAGAAAAAUUAAAGGAUGGUGCCAAUAUUAUCGUAGCAACUCCUGGUAGACUAGAAGAUAUGCUUUCUAAUUGUAAAAGUAUCAAUUUAACAAAGCGCUUAAAAUCUUUGGAAAUAUUAGUUUUGGACGAAGCUGAUAGAUUACUCGACUUGGGUUUCUCUAAAACAUUAGACACUGUAUUAAGUUAUUUACCGCGUUUAAGAAGAACGGGUCUAUUUUCUGCUACUCAAACUAAAGAAUUGCAGCAAUUAAUCAGAGCGGGUUUAAGGAAUCCAGCUUUUGUUUCCGUAAAAGAGAAAGCUAAUAUAUCGACACCUUCGAGCUUAACAAAUAAUUAUACAGUAGUACAAGCUGAAAAUAAGUUACCAACGAUGAUAAGUUUCAUUCAACAAAAAGGAAUUAACUUGAAAUAUAUGAUUUUUCUAUCUACCUGUGCGUGUGUAGAUUAUUUCAGUCAUGUUAUACAAACAAUAUUGUCAAAAACACGAGUAUUAGCUUUGCAUGGUAAAAUGAAAAAAAAAAGAUACAAAAUAUUUGACAAGUUUCGUUCAAUGGAAGGUGGCAUUUUGAUAUGUACUGACGUCAUGGCUAGAGGUAUUGAUAUAUCAGAAGUAGAUUGGGUAUUGCAAUAUGAUCCACCAUCCACAGCAAGCAACUUUGUGCAUAGAUGUGGAAGAACAGCUCGAAUAGGACAUCAAGGUAGCGCAUUACUUUUCUUAUUAAAAAAUGAAGAUGCGUAUGUAGAUUUUAUUAAAAGAAAUCAAAAGGUAGACGUGCAAGAAAUGAAAUUGGAAGUGUGCUCGGAUAUGGCGAGAAAGUGUUUACAAUUUAUGCACGACUUACAAUUGAAAGAUAGACAAAUAUUUGAUAAAGCGAAUAGGGCAUUUGUAUCAUACGUGCAAGCAUAUAAUAAACACGAAUGUAAUUUAAUUUUAAGAUUAAAAGAUAUUGACUUGGGAAGCCUUGCCAUAGGUUUUGGUUUAUUAAAAAUGCCACGAAUGCCUGAAUUGAAAGGACGCGAUGUUACAUCUUUUGUUGCUCCAGAAAUUGAUUUCAAUUCGAUCACAUAUUUGAAUAAGGAAAAGGAACGAAUCAGAUUAGAAAAAUUAAACGAGUUUCGUAAUACAGGUACUUGGCCUAGAAAAAUUAAACGUAAAUUUAAACAAACAGAAUCUUGGACUGAAACGAAAAAAAAGAAAUUAGAAAAACAAGAAAAACGUCAAAGGCGAAAAGAAAAAAAAAAAGUUUUACAAGAAAAAGGUAUUGACCAAGUUAAAAAGAAGAAAAGGUCUAUUACUGCGGAAGAGUUGGAAGAAUUAGCAAAAGAUGUAGCGCUGAUCAAAAAAUUUAAAAGGAAAAAGAUAACUAAAGAAGAGUUUGAGGCAGAAUUUGGGGUUUGUUAACGAAAAAUUUAAAGAAAUAUAAAUAGUAGGUGAUAAUAUUUUAGCAAAACAUUUUUAAAGAAAGAAAACAAAAGAAAACAAAAGAAAAUAAUUUUUACAACAGUCCAACGCAACGUUUUACUCUUUUUUAAUCUUUCUAUACUUUGUAUUUAAACAAUCGCAAGUUCACCAACGAUAUAAAGAAAUAUAUUUUUAUCCAAAAUAAAAACAACAAGUAUAUAUG